Messenger RNA from Diabrotica virgifera virgifera (western corn rootworm), 1317 nucleotides. RefSeq lists its product as uncharacterized. The record is from RefSeq and is a predicted model, not a curated record. The transcript has a single exon. NCBI's taxonomy places the organism in Eukaryota, Metazoa, Arthropoda, Insecta, Coleoptera, Chrysomelidae. Bases 1 to 1317 code for a protein of 438 amino acids.
AUGCCUACACGUAAAAAUGGAGGAGAUCUUGCCAGUUCUGCAGCGAAACGGCGGAAACAAAAAGAACAUAGAAGAAAUGAAACGGAAGAAGAGCGCGAAGCACGUUUACAAAAUCAACGAACUAGGAUGAGAACUCUGAGAAGCACAAAAAAUGAAGAAAGAAAAGAGAACGAAAGUAUAGAAGAAUCGAGAAUUUUAAAAGAUAAUUUAACAAAGGAAGCAUUCCACUACGAACCGACGAAAAAAUAUUACAAUCAUAAACAUGUUGUGAUCGGAAAAAUGGAUAACAUUUGCCAAUUUUGCCACGCGCAAAAAUUCAGUAAAGAAACAGCAGGUCUCUGUUGCAUGAAUGGAAAAAUUCGACUACCACCACUGGAAGCACCUCCACAGGAAUUUCUACAUUACAUGACCGGGGAAACACAAGAAUCAAAACACUUUCUUCAAAAUAUAAGAUCAUAUAACUCCUGCUUUCAAAUGACUUCUUUCGGUGUUACUUCGACCAACACUAAUAGAAAUAAAUUUGAAUAUGUAUUUUCAAUUCAGGGGCAAAUUUAUCACAAAAUAGGAUCGUUACUGCCAAUGCCUAACGAAGACUAUAAAUUUCUGCAAGUAUAUUUCAUCGGAAAUGAAGAACAAGAAAUUGAUCAACGAUGCACAAAUUUUAAUGGAUUGAGUCGCGAAAUAAUCCGAAAUGUACAGAAGAUCUUACACAGAUACAAUCAAUUGAUUUACAUAUUCAAAACAACAUUAGACCGCAUGAUUUCUGAUGACUAUAAAAUUGUAAUUCGAGCCGAUAAAAGACCACCUGGAGAGCACGAACGUAGAUUUAAUGUACCUCAGAUAGAUGAAGUUGCCAUCGUAAUUGUAGACAAUGAAAAUACAAGCCGUGACAUAAUUGUACAACGAAGAGGAAAAGGACUACAACGCAUUGCAGAGACACACCGUUCCUAUGAUGCUCUUCAAUAUCCAUUAAUAUUUCUGCACGGAGAGGACGGAUACCAUUUCAAUAUAAAACAAGUGCAUCCUGAAACAGGCAUAGAAACAAACAAAAAAGUCACUUCCAAGGAGUUCUAUGCUUACCGCUUAAUGAUCAGAGACAAUGAAACAUACAAUCACAUACUCAACACUCGCCGUUUAUUUCAACAAUUUCUGGUAGAUAUGUACGCAAAAAUAGAAGCAGAACGGAUGCUUUACAUAAGACUGAAUCAGAAGAAACUACGCACAGAAGAAUACAUCCAUCUUCGAGACGCGAUCAUGAAUGACGGCAAUAUUGACGAUAUUGGAACAAUGGUAAUCUUACCCUCAUCAUACACAUGA